This is a messenger RNA of Podarcis lilfordi (Lilford's wall lizard), 15270 nucleotides long. The record is from the annotation of a GenBank genome assembly. NCBI's taxonomy places the organism in Eukaryota, Metazoa, Chordata, Lepidosauria, Squamata, Lacertidae.
GACGUCGCUCAGAGGCAAAAAAAACAACAACACCCACACAAAUCUUUCAGAACUCCCCUCAUCCGGGAAUGCUAUAGCUGGCGAAACGCCUGUUUACGAUAAGGCAGGGAGGAGGAGGCGUGUCUAUGACAGGAAGGAGAUGCGCAGGCGCACUGCUUUCUCAAGGGGACUAGGAGAGAAUUAAGAGCCCUUAAUGGCGGCGGCGCUGAGGAGACUGUUACACGGGGCGGAAGUGGAGCGGGCCCGGCCUGAGCCCGAGCCUCCUCCGCCACCGCCGUGGGGCGCGGAGGGCCGCAGGUGCCCGCGGCAUCGCAGCGGCGGCGGCAGCGAGAGAACGGUUCGGUCCGGCUAUGGCGGCUCUCAGGUAACGGCCGAGUCCUCCCCCCUCCUUUUUAUGAGGGUCUGUGACGUAGGCGGCCCCCCCCCGGUGUCCUCGAGGCUUGAGCGUCGCCACGUGCGCCUCUCAUCUGUUACGUCUCCUCUGCUGCUUUGACCCCCUUGGGGAGGGAGGGGGAGCCGAAGCGGGGCGAGAGGGAAGGAAGACUGGUCCGCCCGGGCCGCCCCAUCGCCGAAAGGAAAAUGUGUGCUGGUUAAUGCAGGGCAGAUGCAUUGGUUUUUCCUCGUUUCACGCUCAAACUGAACUAGGGACAGGCGACCUGGCUGGGUCCACAUAAGGGAAAGAGGGGAGAGAAAAAUAACAACAAUCCACUUGACACUAGUAAAAUGGUAAGUCUUGUACUGUAUAACUGUCUUCUCAAUCCAGGCGAUUCCCCCCUUACGUACUUAAAAUUUUGAUUUGCCCUGCACUCCAGUCCAGAACAGAUAACUGUUAUUGACAGUUCCUGCCCCUCGGCAUUACAAUCUAAAUGGCAUGGCACAAAAGGAAAAGAAGUUGGAAGGGAAGUGGAGGAGGAGGAGGGUGAGAAGCAAACCUGAUGUCUGUAAUAGUGAUACUGGGUCUAUGCUGCUUUCUGUCUCCUUUGAAUUAUGUGGGGUGUCCCAUCCCGUCCCCUCGCAAGCCGUCAUUUUAAUACAGUGGUACCUCGGGUUACAUAUGCUUCAGGUUACACACUCCGCUAACCCAGAAAUAGUACCUCGGGUUAAGAACUUUGCUUCAGGAUAAGAACAGAAAUCGGGCUCUGGCGGCGCGGCGGCAGCAGGAGGCCCCAUUAGCUUAAGUAGUGCUUCAGGUUAAGAACAGUUUCAGGUUAAGAACGGACCUUCAGAAUGAAUUAAGUACUUAACCCGAGGUACCACUGUACAUUGGAGCCACUUGUGUGCAGGUGGGAGGACUGCAAAAACUGAUUAACAGUUUGUAAGGGCAGAGCUGUGCUAUGGUGUGUGAAAUUUGGCACAGAAACUGCUUUGGUCGUCCUGUAUGAUGGCCUUUGUCAGGAGACAGGGGCAAUAUGUCCUUGUUAAUUCUCAGCAUCUCAGCAGCUUUCAAUACCAUCAACCAAGGUAUCCUUCAGGAGUGGUUCUCUGAGUUGGGGGUGGUUAGGUGGCACUGCUUUGCAUCUGCUCUGGUCCUGUUUGGAUGGUUGCUCCUAGAGAAAGUUGCUUGGGGAGUGCUUUUCAGUCCCAUGGAGCCUUCAGUAGAGUUCCUCAGGGCUCAAUUUUCUUCCCCGUGCUAUUUAACAUCUACAUGAGUGGGGUCAUUCGGAGUUUUGGAAUAUGUGACGACACACAGCCCUACCUCUCCUUUACAUCUGCAGAUGAGGCAGUGGUUAUAGUGGACUGUUACCUUGCCUUGAUAAUGAGAGCCAACAAAUUGAAGCUCAAUCCAAAUGAGACUGAGGCACUGUUAAUGGGUGCCUCCCAACAGACUAGGUGGUUGGAAGUUAGCCUGCUCUUAAUGGGGUUACACUCCCUCUGAAGGAGCAGGUACACAGCUUGGGAGAACUUCUGGAUCCUCUGCUAUUGUUUGAGGCUCUGGUGGCACGGAGUGCCUUCCAUCAGCUUCAGCUGGUGACCCUGUUGCCCUCCUAACUUCUGCUGUCUAUACUUUGGUAACCUCUAGGCUGGAUUACUUAAAAGGGCUGCCUUUAAAGACUGUUUGGAAACUGCAGCUGCUGAAGAAUUUGCCGGCCUUGUUGCUCACUGGGGCAACAUGAUUUGAGCAUAUUACACCUAUCCUAGCCUGACAGCUCUGACUGCCAAUUAGCUUCUGAGCUCAAUUCAAAGUGCUGGUUUUGACUUAUAAAACCUUAAAUGGCUCAGGACUGCUAUACCUCAAGGACUGCCUCUCUGCAUAUAAACCACCCUGGACUCUGCAUUCAUUAUCUGAGGCCCUUUUUCAUGUGCCUUCUCCACAAGAGGUCCAGAGGGUGGCAACACAAGAACAGCACUUUUCUGUAGUGGCUCCCCAUUUGUGGAACGCUCUCGCCAGGGAGGUUCGCAUGGCGCCUUCAUUAUAUAUUUUAGGAGCUAGGCAAAAAUGUUCCUCUUCAACCAGGCCCUUGGCUGAUUAAUAUUCUACAGCCUUUUAAAUGUCUUUGUGGGAAAGGGGUAUUGUUGUUUUUGUUUUAACUGCUUACUUGUGUUUUUAGCUUGUAUUUUAUUGUUGUCAAACCUGCAGUGAGAAAAGUGCAUAAGGCACCAGUCCUAUUUAGUUUGAAGAUGUGGCUGAAUCUGAAGCUAUUCCUUAUAUUCAGUUGAGUGUAUGAUAUCCUUCAGAAUCUUUAUUUUGCUCUUGGUAAAGAAGUAAUAUUAAUGUGCUUGUGCACAUUGCUGGAAUUGUGGGCUCCAUUCCUGUCUUUCCUAGGCUGGAGUGGGAGGGAUUGGCAACAAACAAGAGGCUGGCUUCGCAUUACAUAUGAACAGCACUUGCUGUUUCUCUCCUCCCCUCCCAUGAGCAGUAAGCCAGGAUUUGCUAGUGGUUUCUUGGGAGGGGAACAAACCAAAGACAGUACUUUGUAUGUAAUAUGAAACCAGUCUCUGGUUUGUAAUUUCCCUCCAGACUGAGAAAACAAGUAGGAAUAAUGGAGCAGUGAUGAACGCAUUCACAUUAAACCAUAGUUUAUUUGACCAGGAAUAUUUACAAACCAGGAAGCAAAUGUUUUACCUGUAACCAGAGCGCGAGUCUCAGGCUUGCUAUGACUUGUUCUCAUUCUGCUCAACUACCCUUUAGCAUUGUAUCUGAAGCAACCCCAAACCAAGCUAGUUUUCCCUUAUUAAAAUUUUAAUUGGAGUUGUUAGCCUAUCUUUAUAGUAUCAUAAUGAUACAAGGGUGCUGUAUAGGCUUAAUUAUGAUCAGUGCUUUGUAUAUGGUGUUAAAAAACCCAAAACUGAGAAAUCAUUUUGUUAACAGGCAGUUGCUACAAAGCUUUCUGGCAAGACUGACCUCUAAUCUUGAUUCCUUCCAUUACUGUGUGUGAUUCUUGUACAAUGGCUAUUUUGGGAAGACUGCUUUGUGUCUGUAUUUAAAGCUACUUCGUCACAGCAACGCUUGCUGCAUAUAGGCCUUGGUUGCUGUAACUUUCUACAAUGAUAGGGAAUAUACUCACUGGAAAGAUGAAGUUUUUCUCUGCUGGUUUGAGUAUAUUUUCCCCAACCCAUAUUCCUAGUUAGGUCAUCUAUACUUAGGAAUUAAAAGUAAAGGGACCCAUUAGGUCCAGUCGCGGACGACUCUGGGGUUGCUGUGCUCAUCUUGCUUUAUUGGCUGAGGGAGCCAGUGGAGGAACUAUGACUAAUAAAAUAGUGAAUUGUAUUUGGGGUAUCUCAAGUACUGCAAAAAGAAGCCAGCAUGAAAUACAACAGUGCAGUUUUGCCCACAGAUUUGUAUGUUGCUGUUUAAUUACCAAGCUCUGAUUACCUCCAGGUUCUACUCCUGCCAUUCUUUGUAUGUAGGACUGCAUUUGAAAGCUAUCCAGAAACUGCACUACAUUCAAAAUACAUUUGCUAGGUUACUAACUAGGAGUGGAUGUUGGAAACCCAGUUUGCCAGAGCUCAUCUGGCUUACAGUCUGUUUUUGAACACAAAAGUGCUGAUGUUUAAAAGCCCAACAUAGCAUGUGACUGUAUUCUUGAGUGAACAUCUGCCAUAUCAAGAUACCUAUAUAUAGAGAUCUUCCCCAGAUGAGGUUCUCCAGUUGCCUCUGCUAUCUUAAGCGAAAUGGGGUGGCAACAGUGGAGGUUACAGUGCCAAGCUUGUGGCUCAUCUAGUGUCAAUGUUGAUGUCUUUUAGGAACAUAGGACAGUCCCUUAUACAGAGUCAUGCCAUUUGCCCUUCUAGCUUAGUAGUUUUCACUGACUGGCAUUGGCUUUGCAGCAUUUAGGUCAGCAAAUGUUUUCAGUCCUCCCUCCCUGGCAAUACCAAGGAUUGAACCUGUGACCUCCUGCAUGCAAAGCAGAUUCUUUACCACUAAGCUUCCACUUUUUAGGGGCCAAGCAAAGUCCAUCUUAUUUUCCCAGACUUUUAACCUCAAAGGUAUUUUAUAUUUGCUGAGAUUGCUAUUAAUACUGUAUAUUAUUGUUCACUGUUUUAUUGCUGUUUGCUGCUUUUGUGUAUCUUGUGAAGUCUUGUAAACUGCCAUGGAAAAAAUAAAUUUAAGGAUUAUACAAAAAUGUGUUAAUAUUUUGGGAUUUUUGUACUUGGACACCUUUGAGGGGGUAGCUAAGCUUGCUUGACCCAACUUAAUGUCAUAGCCAUAAUAAUAUAUUGGAAUUUUUAAUGAUUUUUUAGCUUUCACUUAAAAACAAAAUGUAUCAAGAGGUGUACAAGCAAGCUUUUCUGUAAUUGCUCACUGAGAUGUGAAUAAUCUCCUGCCUUCCAGUGUUCUGGUGAGUGAAUACAGAAUUACUGGAAAUGAGAAUCAGGCCCUUAUUUUAAAAUUUUGUAGAACCAUUGGGGUUCCUGCAACAAAACAUUGUCAUAUGAACAGUCUGUUCUGGUUCAAGUCAUACCAUUCCUGCAACUGUCAGGUAGCAUUCUGUGCACUGAAGCUGCUUGGUUUUCUUUUUUCUUUAAAAACUUGAAUUUCUUCAUUUGUGUAGACUGUUUUCAUCCUUGUCCCUGGGAAUAUUAAAAACAAAGUUUCUUAAUGUGAACCAGAAGUUGUUUAUUUGGACAAUGAUACGAUUCUGUCUACUAUUUUUAUAUCUAUAUACCGUAAAUGCAAACAGCAGUGUAAGAAGAAUGAUUUCUGUCACAACCACAGCAGAGCAGAAAAAUUAUAGCAGCCUGGCAGCUGCUAUUUGCAUUCACAUCUAGUUUGACCCUGAAUUUGAAGUUACAAUAGCAUCAUUCCCUGCAUACUAACCGGUGCCUGAAAUAAAGUUUGUUACUCUUUAAACUGCACCAUUCACCACAAAUUUUUAGUCAGGCUCAACCUGCCUCUCCACUGGGGCUUGGCUUAUAAGACUAUCUAAGAGGCUGGCCCAGCUGCUUAUUGGAAGAACUGGGCUUUACAGUCGUACCUCGGAAGUUGAACAGAAUCUGUUCUAGAAGUCAGUGUGACUUCCGAAAUGUUCGACUUCCAAAGCGCGGCUUCUGAUUGGCUGAUGUUCAGCUUCCAAAAGAAUGUUCACUUCCGGUUUUUGAUCAUUUGGGAGCCGGAACGUUCAACUCCCAAGGUGUUUGGGAGCCAAGGUACGACUGUAUUUGCAAGAGAAAGAAGGAAGCAAAACCUCCUAUUACCAGAAGUCUGCUGAAUUUAGCUCUGUUGCCAUGGAUUGGCAGAAAAUAAUUUUUGACUAUGCAUAGGUCUGUUGAAACCCUCAUUAACAGUUUCUACAUUCAGAGUCCUUUUAGGCUACAUACAAUAAUUCAAGGAACUAGAAGAUUCUAAUAUUUUGAUACAUUUUCAAGACAUGAUGAUUUUCAGGAAGUGAAUAUCUUGUUUCUUUCUUUAGGAGCACCCCCCUUAUCAUGGAUAUGGUUCGCAUUACUGGAAUUCAUCUUCCAGAAGUCCCUACCCAAGCCCAUAUUCUGUUGGACCAGAGCUUCAAGGCCAGGUAUAGUCAUAGGACAAUUUGUCUGAGAAGUGGUGUCUCAUGGAAAUAUUUGGUUACUGAAUACAGAGUGGAUGGCACUCCAAUGUUAAAAUAAUGUUAGUUAUUUUCAUACUGACAAGUGGUGAUCAUAAUAAGGCUUACUACUUGUGGAAGACCUUGUAAACUACAGUUGUACCAUCCUGUGUAGGUGUAGCAUCCGGGUGUAAAAAGCCAUGACCCAUCAUGUUGCAGUGAUGAAGGAGGACCUUUACACAGGUUCCCUUGCCUUACCCAGCAGCCUGUAAAGCUCAUUAGAUGACCUGUCUCAGAUUUCCCACUAAAAGAUCUGUCAUACAACAGUGUAGUCUGUUCAGAAUAAUACUGAUACAAGGCUGUUUGCUCUGUACAGAACAAGUUCUUCCUUAUCCAAAGUACCCGUGUGGUUCUAACAAACCCUUCAAUUGGUUCAAAAACAUCUUGUUCCCUUUGCUACUAAAGGCAGCCUUGCUGGAGACUGGUGAUAUCCUCGGAAGCAACUAUAUCUUAGUUUUACUUCUUUAGAAUAAUACUAGUAUAGACUUUGAAAGGAGCAUUAAUAACUGAUUCUUGGGGAAAUAAGGAUUGUAAAAAAGUGAGCAUGCCUUAGCAGUGAUUAAUACCAUUAAGCUUUGUCUUUGAAAUCAAGACUUUGCUGCUAUCAUCUUCUACAUACAUUCUGAUAGGAUAAAUUAACCUGAAGGCCCAAGCUAAUAGCACCAUGUACCAGUAAUAUGCCAUUCUCCUUUAAUAGUCCUUUCAAAGUGCAUCCCUAAGUAUAAGUAUUUCAUUUGUUGCCACCUCCCAGAUAAAGGUUGUUAUCUGAUUAAUAAAGAACUUGAUAAGAGUUCAGUUUGUAAAUGUGCACUGAAGUUUGCUAAUUAUUGCUGGGCUACAAUAAUAAAGAAAUGCUACUUAAGGGCAAUUGUGGCAUUGUGGCUUUGAUCUGGAGAUCUGAGUUCAGACCAUGCUCAGAUCUGAAGUUCAACCAAUGGAUUUAGGCAAAGUACACUUGUUACAUAUUUCUGUUGCACUGUUGGGUGUUCAUAGUGUUUCGUUUACUUUUAAAAAUAUGCUAUAUAAAUAUUGUAUACAUACACAUAUUUAUGUAAGCUAUAUUUGUAACUUGUACACUAAAUUAUGUUAUAAAUGUUUCCCUCAAACAUUUAUUUUCCAUUUGGAUUAAACAAGUGGGCCUGAUUUUAGUACAGAUCUGAGGCUAUAACAUAGAUGAGCAUUGUGUCAUAUUUAAGAUGGGAAGGGUUUAAGGUGAAGUUUGGGCAUAGGCAAGAAUUUAAACCAGGGUCUUAGUCACUACUUUAUACCAAUUCUCAACCUAGCCAAUUCUUAACAUCAGCUUGUUAAUAAGAAUAAAACCAUGCUGCCCCACCUGCCACAUUAAGUUCUUUGGAGGACAAGCAGGGUGCAUUUUUAAUACAUUUUAAAAAGCAGAACUUGCUUCAGAGCUGGAGAACAUGUGAGUUGAAAGCAACCAACCAAAAUAGGUGGGAAAUUGUUUCCAAAAUGGUUAUGCAAGCUAGAAAUUGGGUGAUUGCAGAGAAAAUCUGCAAGAGUGCGCAAUCUCUUGCAAGUAAGUGUUGUUCAAACAUUUCCAGAAAUCACUGAUGGAAAGAUGGCAAAUCUCUUCUCAGAGGCACUAAAACUUCUAAUAUAUUCCCACUAGAGGGCACUUGGUGGUUUACUAUCUCUUCGGCAGGGCGACCAUUUCACAUUUAUUGAGUACUGCAACUCUGCAAGGCAGAGUACCAGGAGAUGAGGUUCCAUCCUUUUGGGUUUACAAUAUGAAUAAGAGAGCUGUGAUUCAUUAAGCCCAGAUAACAAACCCUAUGAAAAUGUGUGGUCUAAAUGACCAGGAAUGCAGACUUCUCAGGAUCCCUCGGCACUUGGCAGAAAUCUGACAGCCAGUUUUCGUGUUGCUUAGGUAAGCAGAGUCUGUACUAGCCGCUGUUGGAAUAGUAUUGCUGCCUUGCCUGGUUCCAAAGGGAAUUCUUGAUGUUGAGGGAUGCAACAAAUUCUGCAUUGAAACAGGAUUGUGCAUAGCAGGGCCCACACAGCAUUCUAUGCUACCUGUAACUGAAGGCCUGCAUGGUCAAGAAAAAGCUCAGUGGAUGUGGCUUCUACAUUCACUGCAGAAAUGACACCUACUGAGCUUUAUUUGAUAAAAAAUAAAGGAACCAUCUUUGGCCCAGGAAUUGAUAGCAUAACUAGCUCUUGUCCAGGAGUUCCUGAGACAUAAUACUUGAUUUGCUGUGCAAUCAAGGUUGGUUUUAAAUAAUUUACCCUCUUAUCUUCUAGGGAAUUGAUCCUUCCUACACAAAUGGUGUUUAUGGCACUCCAUACUCUACUUCUGGGACUGGACCACCAUAUUCCAAUAUCCCACAAUCAAAUGCCUACUAUUCCUCAGGGCAUCCUCAUGCACCAUAUUCCACAGAGUCUCCCAAUGUAUAUAGAUCACCAUCACCAGCUUCUAACUGGAACUACCCACCACCAGACUGCCCAGCUGAAGGUUCCAUGGUGAGGAGGCAAAUGCCAGGAUAUUCUCCUCCACAGGUAAGGAUCUAGUGUGGGCUGGUGACAUGAUCUCAUAUAACUGAUUGGCUGCAUCCUUCUACCAUUGACAUACUAUUAAAUUAUUAUUGUAUUCAACAUUCAUAGACCUUAAUCUGUUAUGCCAGAUGCUUAUACAACCAUCUCUUAAAGCUCCAAAACCUAUAAGUUACUGUUUUUCCUGGUAACUAUCUCCAUUCCAAUCCUUUGCAAGCUUACUCGGAGUUCAUGAGGUGAUUGAGGUGAUGGGACUUCCUUCCUGGCAUUCAUGUUUUAAGUUACAGCUUAUUUUGUACUCUCAGUAUCCAGCAUGAUCAGAUACUUUUAAAACUAAACUUUUUUUGCAAAUUCCCUGCACAGGACAAUACUGUUGUUGUUGUUUAGUCGUUUAGUCAUGUCAGGACAAUACUACAAUUUAGUAAAUACAGUGAUACCUCGGUUCUCGAACGUAAUCUGUUCUGGAAGACCGUUUGAGUUCCGAAAUGUUUGAAAACUGAAGCACAAAGGGCUGACUGCAUAUUCAAUUGAGAAAUUGAAAAAUAUGCAGUGGAAGCCGUUCAACUUCUGAGGCGCGUUCAAAAACCGAAGCAUUUACUUCUGGGUUUUCGGCGCUCAGGUUCCGAAAUGUUCGUCAACGGAGACGUUCAAGAACCAGGGUAUCACUGUAUUGUGAAAAGCUACAUAUUCUUGCUGAUAUAGUGGUGGAGGGGAGCAGGGGCUUGGCUAGGUGUCAUAUAGGCACAAACAGCACUGUCUACACCCAGUGCCCAAACGAUAUUCCCUAGCCUGUCUUCAGUUUGGAACUGGUUAGAGAAGUAGGGUUUCCCUCCCAUUGUUUUAUUGUACCCUCAGAAGCUCAGGCCAGCUACAAGGACAUUCCUUGCCUUUAUUCAUCAGCUCUAAGUUGGAGACACAAGGCUUGAGUUUUUCUCGCCACCCUCACCAAAACGUGUGAACUCUUGCCUUGACAAGCCGAAUUGUGGAUCCCUGCUUCUGCAGUUAACUGCCAGCUUAGUCUUAUUUGGUGGGUCUCAACAUUUAAUUAAUCAAUGUGUUCUCAUAGGCUACAUGAAGAAACCAUAUCUCAUUUUUCCUUCGGCCUGCAGACACCAAACUUUCCAGUCCCACCCUAUCCGUAUGGCGACUGCAAUCACAGCAUUCCACAACAGAGGCCCCCGCCACCUCCUCAGCCAAGACUUCAGGAUACAAACUGGAGACCUCCUCUCCAGUAUGGAAUGCAUCCUCCGUAUGGUUGGUCUCCUUCAUCAACAGGACAUGGGAAUCAAUAUGUUGCAGAAUCCUCUCCUCCAUGGCCUCCUAGUGGAGUACCUGCUCCACAUGCUCCAAAUAACAAUGCAAAGGUAAUUUUAGAGGGGAGGCAGUCUCUCCCCAAUGCUUGUCCUCUGUUCAUUGUUGGGAAGCUUUUUGUAUCAAUGGCUAUUAUAUAAAAUCUGCUUCCUAACUAAAGAAACAAAUAAGUUUAUCAUCAGUAUUAGCUUAUUUAAUGGGUUAUCUUUUGAAUAAAUUUGUAUAUGGGUAAAAGUAUUGCUGUAGAAAACAGGAUUCUUUGUUUUUAGAUCAAAAUGUAUUGUAGCAAGCAUCAUAUUUAGAAGAGCAAUUCUGCCUAAGUGUGAGGGAAGAGAGAAUAUUUCUUAGGAUGAUGCCUGCCACCUGCAGUUUUUAAGGCAUCUGUAUUUGGGCAGUGGGGAGAGAAAUGGUGCCCAGUUAAUUGGCACUGUUUUGGUCAAUUCAUUGGCUUUUUUAAAUCUGCUGAUCUGAUUAUGUUGUAGCCCAGUUCCAGACCUCCGGAACGAAUUACGUACGUAACCAGAGGUACCACUGUAAUGAGAAGUUUUCCCAGCUAAAGUUCUUCAUGAAACAACAUGCUUUGACCAAACCCAUAAAACCAUAAAGUUUCAGAUUUUAUGAAAUUCAACCAAGAGUGUUCCACAGGGUGGAUGCCGCCACCACAAAGAUCCUACUCCUUGUUGCCACCCAUUAGGCUUCACAUGGUUGAGGAAUACAGAGUAGGGCUGAUGGAACAGAUAUGAAGGGAAUCACUCUGGAAGAAGGUACCUACAUCUCAUACCUUUCAGGCCUUCAUACAUGAACAAAUCUUGAAGUUCUGGCAUCCUUUGCUUAAUGCAAGUAGUGAAGGAAUAAUUUGGUGCUGCUAUAUUAAGCUUAUGUUCUUUUCUGUAGAUCACCUUUCACCUCUAGCAAAGCCUAAAGUGGUAGGUGCUAGCUUAGUCCAGUUCCACCUUAAGCCAUCUGAAACGGGAAUAUAACUUUCUCCUCAAGUGUCUCCUAAGCUUGGAACCCACAGGCAAGCUUUCCAGCCCUUAACCCUCCCUGUGUACUUGCUUAUAGGCAGACAGAUGUGACCUUUUGUCCGUUUCCAAGAGCUGUGAAUUGUUACCUGGACCUUCUUGGAAGGGCUGUGCUUUCCCCCUUUGCUUGUUAUUGUAAGGUACACAAGAACAGUCUACAUCAUUAUCCCCUGCCCAACUUGUACCCUUGUUCCUUUUAUCAGCCAAGGGAUUUUCUCAGCUAGGACAUAGGCCCUCUUAUGCUUCUGUAGACAUUAUAGCAUAGACAGAUCUAGUUUGCAUUUUCAGUAGGAUAGGAGCAAUUUCCCCCUUGGCUAGUGAAGCCACCCUUCAUUAAUUACAGGAGUGGGCAACCUUCAGUGCAUGAGCUGGAUGCAGCCUCUUGGUCAUUUCUUUAAGGUCCCACUUCCCUGCUGCUGAGCUGUUUCUUGCUAUUCAGUUGAGAGAGAAAAAACCUCAAGAGCCUAGUCUGCCACGUAUCUAGUAUUCUUCCCCCCCUUUUGGAACUGUUUAUGGGUUGCAGGGCCUAUGCAGGUCACCUGGGAUUCAAGUUAUUAUGUCAUUCCACAUUGUGAUGUCAAUCUGACAGGCUCAAAGUGCAAGUCCUGUCCCUAGUGUCUUUCAGUGCUUGGACCUUUUUGCACUGACAUCCUGAGCAUGCAGACCUUACUGAUAAGCACAGAGGCAGCCUGGCAGUAUUGGCAGCCCAAGGAUCUCUGUGCACAGCACCUUUGCUUCAGGAUGUGGGGUAAUGGGAUUGUUAGAGUUGGACACCAUGUUGAAGGCUCUUGUUUUCUUCUUUAGGACUCUUAUAACCAAUUGGAGCAAGGAAGUGACCAGCAGGGCUACUUUUCUGAAGCCAAUAACCUGCCUUCUGGGACCAUGAAUGACUACAAGCCGGCGCAGUUUGAUACUAAGCCAUCUGCUUCCAACCCCAAAGUGCAGUAUAGUGCGCAGCCCCAGCUGUAUGAUAAUGUACAUAGGAAACCAUCUGUGACUGCUGACCAUGGACCAGGAUCUAAAACCAGUAUUCAGACUCCAUCAGAGAUACCAGAUGUGCCAUCAGGCAUACAAAAGGUUAUGCAAGUUAUGGAGGGCGUUGAGCAGUUGGAGGAGGAGGUGGACGAAUUUGUAGGGAAAAAGACAGACAAGGACUACUGGCUGCUGGAGGAAAUGCUGACCAAGAAGUUGUUGGAGCUGGACUCUGUGGAGACGGGUGGUCAGGACAAUGUACGGCAGGCAAGGAAAGAGGCCGUUCACAGAAUCCAGGCCAUACUGGAAGAACUGGAAAGAAAGGGGCUUUAAUGUAGGUAAUAAUCCUCAGGCCUCCAGUCUUUGAAUGCCCAGAGAUAUCUAGCUUUGUCCGAUUCUCAGCCCUCUUUACCACCCAAAGCAAUAAGUGGGGACUUGCAUUUUAAUUUUAAAGUAACACCACUGGUUAGUUGGUUGUGACUAAAUGACGAUUUCAAACCCAAAGUCUUGGUGAUCCUACCAAUGAAUGCAGGAGAAGGGAUGAAGUGCUGACCCUGGUGACUGAAGACUUCAGCUAUAGCAGCCUCGGUGGAUAUUGCCACAUUUUUCCAGCCGCAGAAGGAAAACACUCGAGUAAAAGACAUUUUGGUACCAGAGCGUGCAUCUCUGAAGAGAUCUCUUGGAACACCAAGGACUUCAGCUGCUCAAGUAACAUGCCAAAAUUUGUAAGGUACAAAGACUUUUCAGUCACAACCCAGCGCCAGUAAAACCAAGACUUCGUCUCCCUAGCUGCUGCUCUUGUGUAUUAUUUCCGCCUUCCUCACUCCUUGCCAUAUAAAUUGUGUAGUGUUUGGUAACUUUUCGGGUACUUUCUGUUAAAGUGCAACCAUACAGUAUGGCAGCCAAAACCAAUAGAUGUUUUAUGCUAUAUUUUCUCCUUUAUCAUGCAGAUAUAAUCCACACUGCUUUUUCAUAAGGUAGGCAGAAGGAAAUGCUUUGAUCAUUGCAAAUAAAAGACUGAUUGUAGGAACUGUGGGCCGGAGGCAUUUCAGGACAAUUGUACUUAAUUGUGAUGUCACUUCAUAUGUUGCAGUUUUUUGUAUUCCACUUUUAAUCUUGUAACUGAUUGAGUAUGAUCAACUCUAUCUAUAGUUGGCAGGGAGGGCUACUGCUGUGAAUCUUUUAACUCCUCACAAAGUGGUUGUUGCUCCAAACACAAGAAAUAAACCACUUAGUUUUAAAACAUACACUUAUUGCAAGGCAUCUUCAAGUAAGAACAGUAUUGGUGUAUCAGAUCAUUAAAAAUGAUGAAUUGGGUAUUAAAUGAAUUGUGCAGUGUUCUGUUUUGAGUGACCAAUUUUAUGAGCGAAUGCCUGUCUGUAUAAAUGAGAGGGGCAUUUAUAAUGGCACAAUGGAAUUACACCCUAGAUACACUAAAGUUGUUUCCUGUGGCAUGAUACUUGGGACGUCUUUCUUAAGAGAAAGUAUGGCCUGGUUUUUAAUACUUGGCUACUGAAUCGCGCGUCUAUGAAUUUGUGUAGUCAUCCAUAAUGCCCAGUUGCACCAUUGGCUGUCCUGGCAGUGAGUUUAUGAAGUGUCAGAAUAUUAUGUUUAGAUUCAUUGGGUUUUAUUUCAAAAGGUUGCACCACCUUUCUUCUACAAGUAGUGUUUGAGGGGACACAAAUUUGUAUGUGGCCUUGGUAACACCAGCAUCAUGAAAAACCAUCAGGUAAGCAGUGUGGGUGGCAAGAGAUCGAGACAAGCUGUUUAGAGGAGAGUAGGAGGUUGCCAAACUGCUCUCUGAAGUGCCACCCAUCAUUUAAAAGAGGUUGGAUGAGUUGUGAGAGGAUAGUUGACAGGGUUGGUCAGGUGUGUGUGGGAAAGGGGGGUUGGCAAGCGGGGGCAUCAAGCCCUAGGGUAUACAUAAAUAUGUUAGCAACUUGAAGCUUUUACUACGAGGAAGUACAAUAAGUGGUGUUAGUGAUAUGCAAAGAUGUUGAUGUAUAAUGAUGGUGCUAAAAUGAGCUGUGCUUGUUCUUACUGCUUCUAGAUGAUGGGUUAGAGCAGGCAUGGGAGAACCUCGGACCUAUGGGCCGGAUUAGGCCAGCUGGGCUCCUAAUUUGCCUGCAAGGUUGUUUUCCUUACCAGGCCCACAUCUCAUGUCAGUUCUGGGACAAGAAAAGUCAUGGUUGCAAAGGAACCAUUGGGAGUGGUAGAAUCGUUUCUCUGCAAGCAGGGCUUACAGCUGGUGCCAAAUUUAAAUUUAGUGCUGAAUGCAAGCCUUCUGAAGGUGGCAGCUCCCAUUAUGAGUCACUUUGGUGUACUAGGAAAUAGUCUUGGCUUGAAACGGCAAAACAUGGUUUCAGUUCCCUGAAGCUUAUGCCAUGAAACUUACCUAAUGACCUUGGGCCAAUAUAAUCUGUCAGCCUCACCUGUUAGUUAAUUGAAUUCUCUGUUGUGUGCCAUCAAAGUUUUUGGAAAACAUCAAAGAAGAAAUUAAAGUAGCUAUUAGAACAAAUAAGAUUGGAAUUUCUUAACAGGUUUAGUAAAACAAUUAAAAUGAACAUACAUUUCACGAUCUGUCCUUCCAGUGAGCACUCAGGGCUGAUUUCCUUCAGAAUGGAUACGUUUGAUCUUCUUGCAGUCCAUGGGACUCUCAAGUCUCCUCCAGCACCAUAAUUCAAAAGCAUCAAUUCUUCGGUGAUAAGCCUUCUUGAUGGUCCAGCUCUCACUUCCAUACAUCACUACUGGGAAAACCAUGGCUUUAACUAUACGGACCUUUGUUGGCAAGGUGAUGUCUCUGCUUUUUAAGAUGCUGUCUAGGUUUGCCAUCGCCUUUCUCCCAAGGAGCAGGCGUCUUUUAAUUGCGUGACUGCUGUCACCAUCUGCAGUGAUCAUGGAGCCCAAGAAAGUAAAAUCUCUCACUGCCUCCAUUUCUUCCCCUUCUAUUUGCCAGGAGGUGAUGGGACCAGUGGCCAUGAUCUUCGUUUUUUGAUGUUGAGCUUCAGACCAUAUUUUGCGCUCUCCUCUUUCACCCUCAUUAAAAGGUUCUUUAAUUCCUCCUCACUUUCUGCCAUCAAGGUUGUGUCAUCUGCAUAUCUGAGGUUGUUGAUAUUUCUUCCGGCGAUCUUAAUUCCGGCUUGGGAUUCAUCCAGUCCAGUCUUUCGCAUGAUGAAUUCUGCAUAUAAGUUAAAUAACCAGGAAUACAAUAUACAGCCUUGCCGUACUCCUUUCUCAAUUUUGAACCAAUCAGUUGUUCCAUGUCCAGUUCUAACUAGCUUCUUGUCCCACAUAGAGAUUUCUCAGGAGACAGAUGAGGUGAUCAGGCACUCCCAUUUCUUUAAGAACUUGCCAUAGUUUGCUGUGGUUGACACAGUCAAAGGCUUUUGCAUAGUCAAUGAAGCAUGGAAUACAAUAAUCCUUUGUGGACU